AUGGCCAUUUCUCCUCUCCACUGCCACGCCUGCGUCCUGCCCCUCAAACCCCCUAUCUUCAAGUGCGAGGCCGGCCACGUCGUGUGCGGCGCCUGUCGCGGCAGCCACGUCCAGGUCUGCGCCAACGCCGGCGCCGGCGCCGGCACCUACGUCCACUGCGCCGAACUGGACCGGAUCGUGCACGACGCCAGGGUGCCGUGCGCCUACGAGAAGUACGGCUGCACGAGCUGGGUUGUCUACUACGAGGCCCUGGGCCACCAGCGCUCCUGCCGGUUCGCACCCUGCUGCCUCUGCCCGGACCCUGGCUCUGGCUGCGGGCGCUUCACCUCGCCGGCGAGUCUGGCCGAGCACUUCAUCCACCACGGCUGGCACGUCACCGAGGUCGACUACGCGAAGCCGUGCAAGCUCGCCGUCCCGGGGCACCAGGUCAAGCAGGUCCAGGUGGGCAAGGCGGACGGGUGCGUGUUCCUGAUGCUGUCGUGUGCUCUCGGCGCGGCCACGGCCGUGUCGCUGGUGUGCGUGAGGGUGUGCGGCGCCGCCGCCGCGGGGGCACCCCAGUACACCUGUAAGCUCUAG
Molecule: messenger RNA, 576 nt
Organism: Sorghum bicolor (sorghum)
Lineage: Eukaryota; Viridiplantae; Streptophyta; Magnoliopsida; Poales; Poaceae
Product: putative E3 ubiquitin-protein ligase SINA-like 6
Exons: 2
Coding region: 1-576 (191 amino acids)
Cellular component (GO): cytoplasm
Molecular function (GO): ubiquitin protein ligase activity; zinc ion binding
Source: RefSeq, a predicted model, not a curated record